AUGAACGAAGCAACCCAAGGCGACAAAGCCGGCUCCCAGUCCAACUGGCCCGUCGCAAUAACGCACUAUACAAACGCACUUAUCGAAAACCCACGCGCCCCCAGCUACUACAUCAAACGAUCGACCGCUUACUCACGCCGCAAAGCCGUCGAUGGCGGUCCAGAUCUAAACGCCGCUUUGGGAGAUGUCGAGCUCGCUUUGGCGCUGGCAAGGGAACGGGGUAAGAGAGAACUCAUUAUUGAGGCGCAGCUGCGUAGGGCGAUUGUUUUGUUUCAGCUUGAGCGGUUUGGGGAUGCAGAGUACUUGUUUGAUUUGCUUGAAGACAAGCUGGGGAUAAAAGAUGGUGAUGGUAGUAGUGCGGGUAACAAAUCUGCGCAGGUACAGGCUGCAAUGUCUGCGCAGAAAGGGCAACAGCAAAAAUUGGAGAAUGAGUUGAAGAUAUGGAGACUCAAAAUCAAGGGCAAGAUCGGCAAAUUGGAGACGGGUGAUGAGAAGCUUGCGGUGUCGAUUAAAGAGUAUCCUGAUAUCAAGAUUCCGGAGGAGGAGGAGCUGAGGAAGCGUCUCAAGGAGCAGCUUUCUUCUUCUGGAGCUGCAUCGGUUGUGGAUAGGGCGAAGGAGAGCACACUAGAUGUGUUAGGGUCGACCUCUACUGCGCCGCCGUUUACAGCUGGUCCAGGAGUAGCGGCAACUUCUACAACACCUGCGCCUGUAUCUGCACCGGCCAAGGUUCGACAUGAGUGGUACCAGUCACACGACGCUGUUGUUGUGACAAUCUACGCCAAGAAUGUCGACAAAUCGAAGCUAGAGACUGAUCUUCAGGAUGACUCUCUAUCCCUCGAAUUCCCUCUCCCAUCCGGAUCAAUUUACUCCUUCAACAUCGAUCCCUUUUAUGCUCCCAUAGACACCACCCAAUCCAAAAUCAGCGUCCUAUCCACAAAAAUCGAGGUUACGCUUCGUAAACGAACACCAGGACAGAAAUGGAGUGCCCUCGAAGGCUCAGCAACGGCUCCUAUUAUUUCAGAUGCUGCCAGUACUACGAUCACAGUAAAUUCAGCUGCCACCGUACCAACUACUCAAAAUUCGUCACAGGUCAACAACAACACCGGCGGACCCUCCUACCCGACUUCAUCACGACACGGAGUCAAGAAUUGGGACAAACUCGCCGAUGAUCUAACAGCCAAGAAAAAAAACAAGGACGAGAAGAAGAAGAAAUCCGGAGAGGAUGCCGAAGAGGACGAUGAAGACGACGCGGCAUCCGUUGACUCUGACAUCGGCGGCGGCGACGCAGUAGACUCCUUCUUCAAGAAGUUGUAUGCAGGCGCAGAUCCGGAUACGCGUCGGGCCAUGAUGAAAAGUUUUUAUGAGAGUCAGGGGACGGCGCUGAGCACGAAUUGGGAUGAGGUUGGGAAGGAGAGGGUGGCUGUUGUUCCGCCUUCUGACGAUUAA
Talaromyces amestolkiae is the source of this 1446-nucleotide messenger RNA. RefSeq lists its product as uncharacterized. Gene Ontology annotation, molecular function: protein-folding chaperone binding. The transcript is spliced from 2 exons. Lineage: Eukaryota; Fungi; Ascomycota; Eurotiomycetes; Eurotiales; Trichocomaceae. The coding region runs from base 1 to 1446 and encodes 481 amino acids. Gene Ontology annotation, biological process: protein stabilization. The record is from RefSeq and is a predicted model, not a curated record.